Prionailurus viverrinus (fishing cat) is the source of this 1119-nucleotide messenger RNA. Its product is annotated as peptidoglycan recognition protein 4-like. The coding region runs from base 1 to 1119 and encodes 372 amino acids. Gene Ontology annotation, biological process: peptidoglycan catabolic process. The record is from RefSeq and is a predicted model, not a curated record. The transcript is spliced from 8 exons. Gene Ontology annotation, molecular function: zinc ion binding; N-acetylmuramoyl-L-alanine amidase activity. Lineage: Eukaryota; Metazoa; Chordata; Mammalia; Carnivora; Felidae.
AUGUUGAGAGAACAUUCAGGAAAAGGAGCUGCUCUGGCCAAGAGAGGUGCUUUCUCCUGGAAUGAAACACAAGCCAAACGCAUAUCAGAGGGCCUUCAGGACCUGUUUGGCAACAUCUCUCAGCUUAUUGAUAAAGGUUACCCCACUGAUGUCUCCACAGUGGUCUCUCACAAGGAGUGGGGGGCAGAAGCUGUUGGCUGCAGCACUCCACUGACCAGGCCUGUGGAUUUCUUUGUCACACACCAUGUCCCUGGACUGGAGUGUCACAACCGGACUGCAUGUAGUCAGAGGCUGUGGGAACUCUGGGACCAUCAUGUGCACAACAACAGCUGGUGUGACGUGGCCUACAACUUCCUGGUUGGAGACGAUGGCAGGGUAUAUGAAGGUGUUGGCUGGAACAUCCAAGGCAUGCACACCCAGGGCUACAACCACAUCUCCCUGGGCUUUGCUUUCUUUGGCACCAAGGAAGGCCACAGUCCUAGCCCUGCUGCCCUGUCAGCCAUGGAAGGUCUGAUCUCCUAUGCAAUCCAGAAGGGCCACCUGUCCUCCAUGUAUGUUCAGCCACUUCUUGUGAAAGGUGAAAACUGCCUGGCCCCUCUGCAGAAGGCAAGUCCUAAGAAAGCUUGCUCCAACAUUGUCCCUCGAUCUGCAUGGGAGGCCAGGAAGACGCACUGUCCCAAGAUGAAGCUCCCAGCUAAGUAUGUUGUCAUUUUCCACACCGCUGGGAGAACCUGCAUCAUGUCUGAUGAGUGCCACCUGCUGGUCCAAGAUAUCCAGUCCUUCUUCAUAGACAGAUUGAAUUCAUGUGACAUUGGGUAUAACUUCCUUGUGGGGCAGGAUGGUGUCAUUUAUGAAGGAGUGGGCUGGAAUGUCCAAGGCUCCCGUGCUCCUGGCUACAAUGACAUUGCCCUGGGCAUUGCCUUCAUGGGGACCUUCUUGGGUACCCCACCCAAUGCUGCAGCCCUGGAGGCAGCCCAGAACCUGAUCCAGUGUGCAGUGGACAAGGGGUAUUUAACUCCCAACUACCUGCUGGUGGGACACAGUGAUAUUGUCAAUACCCUGUCUCCUGGGGAAGCUUUGUACAACAUCAUUAAGACUUGGCCUCAUUUCAAACACUGA